AUGGCAAGUUUUGUUAAACUCGAUUCCACUAACCUCGUUCAAGACAAUUAUAACAGCACAUGGAAAUACAGCUUUCCUGGCAGUGCUGCCGAUUUUAAGGAUGUGGUAUGCGCGGCUCAAUCGAUUUCGAUGUAUAACUCUGAAUACAACAUCGUUGCAACUCAGCUUCUGAAUAAAGCCUUCAAAAUCGAGGUUCCGACAGCUGGAACCACAUCCAAUGUAUAUGUUGUCCUCCCUGAUGGACAUUACAGCUAUACCGAUAUUAAUCGAAGCAUUCCGACGGCUCUCGUAAAUGCUGGAGCUGUGUAUUAUGCUGCUCAAUUCGAUUUUAGCGCUACUCCAACGACACUUCCUACAGCCGGUGGCACUUGGACACGACCAGCAAGUGGGCUUUAUUCGUCAGGCGGUACUGGUUUGCCAACAACAACGCGUGUCCCUCGCAUCAUCAUUGAUAGCGCCUCUUUUGGUAAAGUAGCAGGAUUGACGGCUGGUACGUAUCCUUCAGCGUCUGCAACGGCUUCAAGUGCUCAGCUGUCAAAUACCAUUCCUCAGAUUCACCCAACCUCGAGCUACAUCGUUCGAUGCGACCUGAUCAAAAACGAGUAUGUUGCCUCUGGUGAUAUCCUUAGUGCGUUUGACCGUCGUGAUGCUCAGGCAGGUCAAUUAAUCAGCUAUAAGCCGAGUCAGUAUGCUUGGAUGAACUGUCAUAACGGCGCGAGAACGUCCAUUACAAUCAGUAUCUAUAAUCAAAACGAUCAAAAGGUUAAGUUCCGUGGUACUUCUGUCUCGAUCAUGUUGUUGCUGAGGCCAAAAAAUAAGCACUCAAUGAUUUUUUUCUCCCAUUCCGCAGAAUAG
This is a messenger RNA of Phytophthora infestans T30-4, 855 nucleotides long. RefSeq lists its product as uncharacterized. The transcript has 2 exons. Lineage: Eukaryota; Oomycota; Peronosporomycetes; Peronosporales; Peronosporaceae. Bases 1 to 855 code for a protein of 284 amino acids. The record is from RefSeq and is a predicted model, not a curated record.